Molecule: messenger RNA, 749 nt
Organism: Cheilinus undulatus (humphead wrasse)
Lineage: Eukaryota; Metazoa; Chordata; Actinopteri; Labriformes; Labridae
Gene: cryba1l1
Product: crystallin, beta A1, like 1
Exons: 5
Coding region: 1-627 (208 amino acids)
Biological process (GO): lens development in camera-type eye; visual perception
Molecular function (GO): structural constituent of eye lens
Source: RefSeq, a predicted model, not a curated record
AUGUUUAGAACUACAAGGUCCCCCAUGAUGCAGCCGCUAGCUAACUCAGGACUGGGCAUGGCUCCUUUCUUCAAGGUUACUGUGUUUGAGCAGGAGCAUUUCCAGGGUAAGAGUCUGGAGUUCACCUCUGAGUGCAGCAACAUUCAGGACUGUGGACUAGACAACAUCCGCUCCAUCAGGGUGGAGAGUGGAGCUUGGGUGGGUUUUGAGCACCAUGACUUCCAGGGCCAGCAGUUCAUCCUGGAGAGAGGAGAGUACCCCCACUGGGACGCUUACAGCGGAUCCCUCUCCUAUCAUGUGGAGCGCCUCAUGUCUCUCCGCCCCAUCUACUGCGCUUCUCACCAGAGCAGCCGCAUGAUUAUCUUUGAGAAGGAGAACUUCCUGGGUCGAAGUGUGGAGAUCAGCGAUGAUUACCCCUCUCUACAGGCCAUGGGCUGGACACUGCCAGAGGUCGGCUCCAUGCACGUGCAGUGUGGCGCCUUUGUGUGCUACCAGUUCCCUGGAUACAGGGGUCAGCAAUACAUCAUGGAAUGCGAGAAACACAGCGGAGAUUACCAGCACUGGAAGAGCUUGGGCUCCCACUGUCAGACCCCCCAGAUCCAGUCCAUCAGACGCAUCCAGCACUGAGGGGAGGACAGGCUAAGACUGAGGCAUUACUCAUUCCUUUUCCCAUCACCUGCUCUUCUUUCCGUCUUUCUUUCUUUUCAAUCUUUUCCUCUCUUUUGACUUGAACCGCCCCCGACCAACUC